AUGCGACUAGUUUCCCGCGCAGACGUUCUAGUUCAGAACCUCGCCCCAGGAGCAAGCGCCCGACUAGGCUUGUCAUUCGCAGACUUAUCAGAAAAGCACCCCUCUCUGAUCGUCUGCAACAUCUCCGGCUACAGGCCGGACGGGCCUUACCGCGACAAGAAAGCAUACGAGCUCCUUAUUCAAAGCGAAGCGCGUCUGCUCUCCGCCACGGGGACGGCGACCGAGCCAGCAAAAGUUGGUAUCUCGAUUGCGGACAUCUGCGCGGGCAGCUACGCAUACUCAAAUAUCCUUGCUGCCUUGUUUGAGCGUUAA
Molecule: messenger RNA, 312 nt
Organism: Aspergillus lentulus
Lineage: Eukaryota; Fungi; Ascomycota; Eurotiomycetes; Eurotiales; Aspergillaceae
Source: RefSeq, a predicted model, not a curated record